Molecule: messenger RNA, 3607 nt
Organism: Ziziphus jujuba (common jujube)
Lineage: Eukaryota; Viridiplantae; Streptophyta; Magnoliopsida; Rosales; Rhamnaceae
Product: kinesin-like protein KIN-14R
Exons: 19
Coding region: 194-3385 (1063 amino acids)
Biological process (GO): microtubule-based movement
Molecular function (GO): microtubule motor activity; ATP binding; microtubule binding
Source: RefSeq, a predicted model, not a curated record
ACUAAAUUCAAAUUUUGGGCUUACACAAACCAAAACACAGCGUUAGGCGAAGGAAACCAGAGUACUACGAGAAAAGUCCCUCUUUAUCCAUUCCUUCAUACACCAAAAAACAAAAAGUUCGGCAAAGCAUUUUUCCUGUCUCUUCAUUUCAAGAUUCGAUCAUUUCCCAAGUUCCCGAAAUUCCUCUUUUUUCAUGGAACAGAUGCAAUUUAACGAGUACCCAGAAACCCUAAAUUCAAAUUCCUCAGUCAUAGGGGUUUUUGACUCCGAGAAAGUUUAUAACCCGAGUCAGGAACCGAAAGAUUCUGUGAUGGUCGAGAGCGUUGAUUCUUUGGCUGAUUCGGUGAUUUGUGACUCGGAUUCAAGAUUGAUAGCGUCUGGAUUUACGAUAUCCAACUCUGCAGAUGAUUAUGUAAUGUUUGUAAAUGCUGGAGGGGAGGCUUUAAAUGAAGCAGCAGAUUCUAGUAUUAAAUUUCUAGGGGACACAUUUUACGAGGGUGGGAAUGUUUUAAGAACCAAUGAGCACAUAAAGGAUGCUGGGGAUUAUCCAUUCAUCUAUCAGUCAGCACGAUUGGGCAAUUUCAGUUACCGGUUCAAUAAUCUUCCACCCGGAGACUAUUACAUAGAUCUUCAUUUCACAGAAAUCAUAAACAUAAACGGACCCAAAGGAAUGAGGGUAUUCAAUGUAUUCAUCCAAGAAGAAAAGGUUCUUUCGGAUUUUGAUAUUUUUGCUGCUGUUGGAGCCAAUAAGGCAUUGCAAUUAGUUGACUUGAGGGUUUCUGUGAAGGAAGAUGGAGUUUGUCUGAUAAGAUUUGAAGGGGUUAUUGGAAGCCCGGCAGUUAGCGGGAUUGGCAUUAGGAGAGCCCCAAAGGUCGCAGUUCCAAAGGUAGAACGUGAAUGCCUGAAAUGCAACAACUGUGCCGCUGAAAUAGAAGUUCCUUCAGCUCAGAUGAAACUUCUGCAAACAAAGUCCACUACCAAAUAUGAGAAGAAGAUAGAAGAGCUCACCACACAAUGCCAACUUAAGGCAAAAGAAUGUUAUGAGGCAUGGAUGUCAUUGACCACAGCAAAUGAGCAGCUGGACAAGGUCAGGAUGGAAUUAGACAACGCGACAUUUAAGACACUCUCUCAAGAUCAAGCCAUGGAGAAACAAGCUACUAAAUUGAGAAAUAUCUCAAGCAGCUAUGACAGAGACAAGAAGCAGUGGGCAGUGGCAAUCAAUGAAUUGCAAGAAAAAAUUAAGCUUAUGAAAAAAGAGCAUUCUCAACUUUCACGUGAAGCACAUGAAUGUGCUGAUUCAAUUCCUGAAUUGAAUAAAAUGCUUGAAGCAGUUCAGGCAUUGGUUGCACAGUGUGAAGAUCUCAAAAUGAAGUACAGCGAAGAGCAAGCCAAGAGGAAGAAGCUCUUUAAUGAGGUUCAGGAAGCUAAAGGGAAUAUUAGAGUCUUUUGCCGUUGCCGUCCAUUAAGUAAGCAGGAGUUGGCAGCUAGGUGUACAACAGUUGUUGACUUUGAUGCAGCAAAGGAUGGAUGUCUAGGAAUUCUAACAACUGGCUCCAGAAAGUCCUACAGGUUUGAUAGAGUUUACACACCUAAAGAUGAUCAAGUUGACGUGUUUAUGGAUGCUUCACCAAUGGUGAUUUCUGUGCUAGAUGGCUAUAAUGUUUGCAUAUUUGCUUAUGGGCAAACAGGAACUGGAAAGACAUUUACAAUGGAGGGAACUGAGCAAAACAGGGGAGUCAACUAUAGGACUCUUGAACAGUUGUUUAAAAUUGCCAAGGAAAGAAGUGAAACUUUUACGUAUGACAUAUCUGUUAGUGUACUUGAAGUAUACAAUGAGCAGAUUAGGGACUUGUUGGCUUCAUCACCAGCAUCGAAAAAGUUGGAGAUAAAACAAGCGUCUGAAGGGUCUAAUCAUGUUCCUGGGAUUGUUGAAGCCAAAGUUGAAAACAUUAAUGAAGUAUGGACUGUACUGCAGGCUGGAAGCAAUGCAAGAUCUACUGGAAGUAAUAAUGUGAAUGAGCAUAGCAGCCGAUCUCACUGCUUGCUUUGCAUAAUGGUGAAAGCUAAGAACUUGAUGAAUGGUGAAAGCACCAAGAGCAAGCUUUGGCUUGUGGAUUUGGCAGGCAGUGAGAGGCUUGCAAAAACUGAUGUCCAAGGAGAGCGACUCAAGGAAGCUCAAAAUAUCAAUAGAUCUCUUUCAGCUUUAGGAGACGUAAUAUCUGCUUUAGCUAACAAAAGCAAUCACAUUCCUUACAGGAACUCUAAAUUGACACAUCUACUUCAAGAUUCAUUAGGGGGCGAUUCAAAAACUCUGAUGUUUGUGCAAAUAAGCCCUUCAGACCAGGAUUUGGGUGAGACUAUAAGUUCCUUAAAUUUUGCAACACGAGUUCGUGGAAUUGAGUUGGGUCCUGCCAAGAAGCAAGUUGAUACAAGUGAACUUCAGAAAAUGAAACAAAUGCUUGAAAAAGUAAGGCAAGAAGCUAGGUCCAAAGACGAAUAUUUGAGGAAGCUAGAAGAGAAUUUACAAAACCUAGAGAAUAAAGGCAAAGGCAGAGAUCAAAAUUACAAAAUUCAACUAGAUAAGAUCAAAGAACUUGAAAGCCAGCUUGAUUUAAAGGCAACCCUGCACAACCAAUCAGAGAAGCAAUUGUCACAACUUUCUGACAGACUGAAAGGAAGGGAAGAAAUCUGCUAUGAUCUCCAACAAAAGGUAAAAGAGUUAGAGGGCAAGCUUAGAGAACGUCAGCAGUCAGACUCUGAAAGUUUUCAACAAAAGGUCAAGGAUCUUGAGAACAAGCUGAAGGACCAAGUGAAGGAGUCAGAGUCUCAUUCUGCUAUCCUUCAACAGAAGAUUCGCGAGCUUGAGAGAAAAUUGAAAGAUCAGGAAAGAGAGAAAGAAUCCUUGCAUCAUCAGAAGAUUAAAGAGCUCGAGGAAAAGUUGAAGGAACAAGAGCUACAGUUACAGUGCACUCAUGAUUUUGUCGACGCAACAAAGGCUACGCCUGCUGAAAGAAAGAUGAGUACGAGAGAUGAAUUCAUGAGUGAUAUAGAAUCUCAUAUCUUAAGGAGUUCAAACUCAUUGAUGAAUCGGCCUAAGAGUCAAGGUUCUAAUAGAGGGAAUCAUUCUAUCCAUGAGACAACAAGAAGGAAAAGAGAGUUCAAAAGUGGUGAUACAGAGAACAUUAUAAUGGUAUCAAAUUGUUUAAAUGAUAACAAGGCUAGGAAAUCUGACCCACCUAAGAUUGCAAGAAUUAUGAGAACAGCAAAGCCAUCCACUACAACUGCGGUUCAAGGGCCCUUGACUCACAAGAGGGUUACAAGAGAUCAGGUGCAAGGACUGAAGGAUCAGAGGGGGGAUGCUAAGAAAAAAAUUUGGUCAAGGUAGUUAAUCAAAUAUAAACAAACCAACCAAGCCCUUUUGUGUAGUCUUUCUAUAUACAUGAGUUUUAUUUUAUUUUUAAUUUUUUUAAUUUUUAUAGAUAUAUAGAUGUAUAACUUGUGCAUUAUUUUUCCCAUAAAUCUCCUUAUCACUAUGUAGGUAAUCUAAAAUUAAUUGUGCACUAUGUAUUGAUAUUGUAUUCAUAUAAUUUAUUUAGUGUUUAUUUUU